AUGCAGUGGCUCCACACCCUUCCCCCUCCACUCCAAGAUGAAGUAGCAGCCCUCAUAUCUGCCGUUCCCCAAGCGGCUCCUACCCUCGAUAAACUAUUUGAAUAUGCUUCCAAUAGCCCCCAAAAACAAAAAAUCCCAGAUCCUCCUCGCAAAAAACGUCAACAAACUUCUGCCCCACCACAGUUGCCGCCACCAUUAACACAAGCCGACAUCAUAUUUCAUCUCUCCAACAUCUCGUGCCAGUCGCCGUUUCGAAAAAGACUUGGAUUUGCUUUCCAUUUAGCAUUGGGUCCUCAGGGUCCUGUCCCAGCACUUCUGCUUGUCAACAACCAGUUGCAGCCGGAAUUUUCCUUGAUGAAUUUGGGCCAAGACAUCGUGUUCUGCUCGCUCUUACCGAUCCUAGGAAACUCCACGGUGUCCCUGAAGAAAGAUACCGUGCUUUUGCUUGUGUGGCUUGCUCAUGGCGACCCCAUCGUUUGCCAGUUGAAUUUUGAUGCGGUGAAAAAACAACUUGUGGCCGAAGGAAAAGUGCCCGCCAGUGCCGAAUCCGAGCUCGAUUCUGAGUCGGAAGAGGACGAUGCCGAGGGAAUAAGACCCAUAAACGAGGCACUUGUGGAUUUUCUCGUUCGUCAAUUUCAGCUUUGCGGCAUCCGCCUUUUGAACUACUUGCCAUUUUCCACUGGCUCAAAAAACAAAUUGACCCUCAAUAAAGACACAGCGUUGGCAUUAUCCACCAACGGAACCUCGGUCAACGACGUGGUGAUCGUUCAGGCCUAUAGAGGCUCCAAAGAUGGGGCACUAGUGCUUUUGGGUGGAACCCAAGACCAGCCAGGAACGAUAAUUUUUGGGUUCCGCAAACCAAUUUUGCUUUUUAGAGCGAAUUCGGUCAAGCGUAUCUCCUACAGCAACAUCACUCGUCUCACAUUCAACGUGCUGGUCACGGUUCACAACGAUACCCGACCAGACGGCGAAGAAACCAUUGAGUUUCUGAUGUUGGAUCAGGCUUAUUUUCAAAUUCUUGAUGAUUUCGUCAAGAGACAGGGCAUAAACGACGAUUCGUUCAACGAAGCGCUUCGCGAGAAACAAAAGGCAGACCCUAAUGUGAAAGCAGAAACAGAUGCUGAGGAUGCGGAAGCACCAGAUAGUGACGAUGAAGAAGAGGACGGAACGUACCAGGCGGGAGUGGAAAGCGACAGCGACAAUGAAAAAAAGGAGGAGGAUGGAGAAGAGAAUAGUGAAGAUGAAGACAGUGAAGAUGGUGAAGAGAGUGAAGACAGUGAAGACGGUGAACUCAGCGAAGACGGUGAAAGCGACGACCUCAGUCUCAGCUAG
This is a messenger RNA of Meyerozyma guilliermondii ATCC 6260, 1332 nucleotides long. RefSeq lists its product as uncharacterized. Gene Ontology annotation, molecular function: histone binding; nucleosome binding. The record is from RefSeq and is a predicted model, not a curated record. The transcript has a single exon. Bases 1 to 1332 code for a protein of 443 amino acids. NCBI's taxonomy places the organism in Eukaryota, Fungi, Ascomycota, Pichiomycetes, Serinales, Debaryomycetaceae.